Molecule: messenger RNA, 1780 nt
Organism: Owenia fusiformis
Lineage: Eukaryota; Metazoa; Annelida; Polychaeta; Sabellida; Oweniidae
Source: the annotation of a GenBank genome assembly
UAGUCUCAACAAGAUGCCUGUUCGUGAAGUUCUUCUCGUAUUAGUCGCAAUCAUUACGACUCAGUUAUGUCUCGCUGCAGAGUAUGGCGUUAUCGUUGACGCUGGAAGUAGUGGAAGUCGGGCGAGAAUUUACACAUGACCAGAAAGAACCUCACUAAAUCAGAUUCUUCAACUGACGGAAGUUGCAAACAAGAAAAGUCGCCCAGGGCUGAGCGCGUAUGCCAGCGAUGCCACUGGUCUAAGAAACCACAUCGAUGAACUUAUGGACGCUUGUAAAGAAAAUGUUCCAUCCGAAAAACGAGCGAACACACCAUUUUAUAUAAUGGCAACGGCGGGCAUGAGAUUACUCCCGGGUGCAGACGCUUUCUCCGUUUACCAGCAGAUCGAUAACUUGCUUAUGAACAAAUCUUAUUGCCCAUUUGAUUAUAAAAGAGGGAACGCCAGAACUCUAUCUGGGGAAGAAGAGGGGGCCUUUACGUGGAUAUCUGCAAAUCAGUUGAACGGGCUAUUUGGACAGGACCGCACUACAAACGACACUGUUGGAAUAGUUGAGUUGGGCGGGGCCUCGAUGCAGAUUGCAUUCGUACCAGAACGUAAUAUUUUAGCAGAUAAAUUCCCGGUUUACGUUGCAGGGAGAUACUACCCUCUGUAUGUCCACAGUUAUCUAUAUUACGGUCAAGAUUUUGCAGUUAAGAAGAUAAUGGACAAUUUAUUUCGAAUCUAUGAUCGAUCAUCAGGCGCUACCAUUAACAACCCAUGUAUGCUGACCGGGGAUUCGUUAACGGAAACUAUGGAUGGCGUCAACGUCACUUUCAUCGGUACCGCAAACGCUGAUCAAUGCCUUGUGUUGAUACGUGAAGAAUUGAUAUAUAAAGUCCCAGAUUACCAAUGCUAUCCCAAGCCAUGCGCAAUUGGACAAAUAUAUCAACCAGAGAUCCCAAAAGACAUGGUCUUCCAUGCCGUUUCCGCGUUUAUCUAUACAAUUAACGAUAUUGGCGCUAGAAAUGCUAACGAUAUGACAACAGCCAGCGUUGUCGAGGCAAAAACCAGAGAUUUCUGCCAGCUCGGAUUGCAAGGAGCCAUUGAUAAAGCAGGCCAGUGGGGGAAAACCCGGUGUAUGGUCGGUCUGUAUAUAAGCAGCCUCCUAACCGAUGGGUUGGGAUUUGAACAAGAUGAAUCGAUCAAUGCUGAAGGGGAAAUCGACGACCAGGAGUUAACAUGGACGCCUGGUGCCAUGGUCUAUGAGAUAGAACGACGCGAUAGGGGACGCACAAUGGACGCCGAUGACAAACCCACAUCGAAAGCACCAUCAACUCAUUACUCAAUCAUUUUAAUAAGUUCGCUUCUCACCUUGACAACAGGACUCAUUAAUGAUAAUAUAUUUUGUGCGUAAAGAUUUCAAUAUCAUUAAUGACUCAAGAAACUAUAGAACUUAUGAUCUACCAAAUAAUUUACUGACAUGUCUUUUUUAAAAGGAAUCGUAUAUGAUUUUUGUCAACAUCUAGAACAGAACCGGUGUGAAAGGGUAGGAGGUCCUAUUAAUUUAUGGUCCAACGCUCCAUUGAUUUAUAUGGUGACCUCUUUUCCUUAUUAUAUUGUACACAAUCAGGGCCAGUAGGGGCCGUUAAGAAGAGGGACCAUGAUCCCUUGGGGACCAGAAUUUCUUUUACACCGGACACCUAUCAUCUCAAGACAAGAUGACAACAUAUUUCAUGGUAUUGUUUAAUCAUUAUAUUUCAGUGUAAACGUGUUAACAGAGUAACAGAAAAAAGAGAUACUG